AUCAGAGAACGCAGACAGACAGGUUGACUUGGCUAUCCCCAAAUCUCUCAAUUCGCAAACCCCCCCUCUCCCAUGGCCGGCUACCCGCCAAACCCCGGCUCCGGCUACCCCUACGGCGCCGCCGGUGGCUACGGGGCCCCGCCACCGCCCUACGGCUCCUCCCCCGCCCCCUCCGCCCCGCCCUACGGCGACAAGCCCCCCAAGGAGGGCAAGACCUCCUCCUCCGGUUCCGCCCCUUAUUACGGCGCCCAGCCCUACGGCGGCGGCGGGGGCGGCUACGGAGCCCCGCCUUCCGCCCAGCCCUACGGGGCGCCGCCUUCCACCCAGCCCUACGGCGCCCCGCCCACCACCCAGCCGUACGGCGCCCCCUACGGGGCCCCGCCGCCCUCGUCGGCGCCCUACGGGGCGCCCGGCGGGUACGGCAGCCCCUUCGCGUCGCUGGUGCCGUCGGCGUUCCCGCCGGGGACGGACCCGAACGUGGUGGCGUGCUUCCAGGCGGCGGACCGGGACGGCAGCGGGAUGAUCGACGACAAGGAGCUGCAGUCGGCGCUGUCCGGGUACAGCCAGAGCUUCAGCCUCCGCACCGUCCACCUCCUCAUGUACCUCUUCACCAACACCAACGUCCGCAAGAUUGGGCCCAAGGAAUUUAUCUCUGUGUUUUACAGCCUUCAGAAUUGGAGGAGCAUUUUUGAGAGGUUUGAUCGUGACCGAAGUGGUAGAAUUGAUGCAGCAGAAUUGCGUGAUGCUCUUCUCAGUCUGGGAUAUUCAGUUUCUCCAACUGUGCUAGACUUGCUUGUCUCUAAGUUUGACAAGACUGGGGGCAAGAACAAAGCAAUUGAAUAUGAUAACUUCAUUGAAUGCUGCCUCACAGUUAAGGGUCUGACUGAGAAGUUCAAGGAAAAAGACACAGCCUUCUCGGGCUCUGCAACUUUUACUUAUGAGGCUUUCAUGUUGACCGUACUCCCUUUUCUCAUUGCAUAGAAUGGUAAUGCGCUGCAGACUCGACCUUUGAGAUCAUGCCCAUUGUAUUGAAAAGGUUAUGUAAUUCUGUUCAUCAACUUGUUUUUAACUGAGUUUAUUUUGUGGACAUAAAAUCGACAAGUGCUUCGCCGAACAGUCAUGUUACAAUGGUCAUGCAUGUGAGGAUUGCUCUGAAAAUGAUGUAAUGUAAUGCGGAAAAAUCUAAAUAGUGCAUGCGCUUUGUUUGGUC
Molecule: messenger RNA, 1210 nt
Organism: Oryza brachyantha (malo sina)
Lineage: Eukaryota; Viridiplantae; Streptophyta; Magnoliopsida; Poales; Poaceae
Product: calcium-binding protein CBP
Exons: 5
Coding region: 73-981 (302 amino acids)
Molecular function (GO): calcium ion binding
Source: RefSeq, a predicted model, not a curated record